AUGAGGGUGUGCGAAAACCCUUUUAGGAAUUCACAAGAUUUUGAGAGUUUACCUGUGGCGACAUAUGAAGAUUUGCCUCCCAGUGUAAUGAAGAAACUUGCAAAGGAAUUGAAGAAUCUUGAUGAAUCCCUGCCCGAGGGAAUUACUGUAAGGGUAAAUGAUGAUGAUUUUUCAGUUUCAGAAGCUGAUAUUGAAGUCCCAGCUGCAACUGCAUAUGAAAAUAACAUUUCUCGCAUGAAGCAGCUAUUGUCUCGUGACUUUCGGCGCCCUCCUCGAAAAGGUGGAUCCCCAGACCAAGAAUCGAUUGGGUCUGAGACAAAAAGGUCUAGUGUAUCAUCUGGCAGGUCUCGUAACCGCAAGGAGUUUCUUUCUAGGUUUGUGGACAGUAAAACUCUGACAGCCAGACUUGAAGACUGGUUUGAAUCGAUAUCAGAAAAGUCUGGACAGAAAAAGUCUGCAUUUGAUGUUCCGUUUGAGUUGAUAGAACUUCAAAAGUUUGAUUAUGCGUUGGAAGGGGUUUCAUUUCAGCAGCUGGUUCGAAUGCCAAAUGCUGUCUAUGCUUCAACUUCUGAUGCCGUGGAAGCAACUGCGUAUCUUGCUAUUGAAGACUUUCUACAUGCAAGUGUGAAGGGCUUGUGGGAGGCAUUUUGGAAUCAGGAUGAUCCCAUGCCUUUCUCAGUUGCUUGUCUAUACAAUGAAAACUUGAAAUUCUACCAGGCUGAGAAAGCAAUAGGUAAUGGAAAGCUUGGUGGUCUUUGCGCCACCGGUUUAUUACUUAACAACCCUAGGCAUCCACAUGGAAAGUGGGACCAUAUUCUUGAAUUGGCCCUUCUAAGGCCUGAUAUUGGAAGUGCUGCUGCGGGAAGUGGCCAGCAACUCUCUUUAUGUGUUCUGGGUGAGGCUGUCUUCUAUGCUUUACGCAUACUACUAUCAAGAAGCUUAAGCAGAUUGAAUUUUUAUGAGAGUCCAAAUUGUGCCUACAUUCUUCUUGUUGAUUCUCAAUAUGGUGGGGUUGUAAAAGUUGAAGGAGAUGUAGAUAAAUUGGAGUUUGAUGUGAAUAAUGUUUAUGACUGUUCCACGGAUUGGAUAAAAAAACAUUGUAAAGUGUCUGUCUCUCCUAUCGAUAGGAUCUGGAACAAACUUGGAAAUGCCAACUGGGGAGACAUUGGUGCUCUACAGGUACUUUUUGCAACUUUCCAUUGUAUUGUGCAGUACGCAGGGAUGCCUAAACACUCAAUUGAAGAUUUAGCAGCUGAUCAUGGUUCUCGCCUCCAAACAAGAAGAGUGGCAAGGCAGUUAGGGGAUUCCAGAAUUAAUGGCCAUGGACUAUUUCGGUUUCAGCAACAGAGUGUUUCUCCUGAAAUUGUUGAAGUUCCAGAUGAAUCCAUCAAAAUAAAGUCUGAAGAGUUAAUAAUGAAGCUGGAGAUAGGAUCUGUAUUAUGGUUGGAGGACUCAGACCGGCAAAAAGGUUAUCAAAUCAAUGAUGUCCUGCACAAUAAUGAACUGCGGUAUUACAUUGCAUCGCCUGUUAAAGAUCCUGGUAAAUCUUUGUUUCUUUACGUCGGUUCCCAUCCUUCUCAACUGGAACCAGCAUGGGAAGAUAUGAAUUUGUGGUAUCAAGUCCAAAGACAAACUAAAAUAUUGACUAUUAUGAGACAGAAAGGUCUAUCUAGUAAAUAUCUACCACAGUUGAGUGCUUCUGGCAGGAUUGUUCACCCUGGCCAGUGUCGAAAACCCAGCUCAGGCGGAAAUUGUGAUCACCCAUGGUGUGGUACCCCAAUUCUAGUUACCAGUCCGGUUGGUGAGACAAUUGCUGAUAUGGUCAAUACUGGCAGAUUUGGUUUGGAUGAGGCUAUCAGAUGCUGUCAUGAUUGCUUAUCCGCACUUUCUACGGCUUCUUCUGCCGACAUUCGGCAUGGAGACAUUCAGCCGACAAACAUUGUUUGUGUGAGAUCUGGUGUGAGGCAUCCUUAUUUUGUCCUUGUUGGUUGGGGUCAUGCUAUUCUUGAAGACAGGGAUCGUCCUGCAAUGAAUCUCCAUUUUUCAUCUACUUAUGCACUGCAGGAGGGAAAAUUGUGCUCAGCUUCAGAUGCAGAGAGCCUGGUAUAUGUGCUCUACUUUGCCUGUGGUGGAGCUUUGCCUGAUUUAGAUUCGGUUGAGGGGGCACUGCAAUGGAGAGAGACCUCAUGGUCAAGGAGAUUGAUUCAGCAGAAGCUUGGUGAGGUAUCAACUGUGUUGAAAGCAUUUGCUGAUUAUGUAGACAGUCUUUGCGGGACACCAUAUCCUAUAGAUUAUGAAAUAUGGCUAAGAAGGUUACGGAGAAAUAUUCAUGAAGAUGACCAUGGGAAGGAAGUUGACACGUCUGGCUAG
Molecule: messenger RNA, 2370 nt
Organism: Dovyalis caffra
Lineage: Eukaryota; Viridiplantae; Streptophyta; Magnoliopsida; Malpighiales; Salicaceae
Source: the annotation of a GenBank genome assembly